GCCCAACUCAAACUGUCACGUUCUUUUGAUUUUCUUUCUUCCCAAAAAUAUCUCUAUUUCAGAUACCACGGCAGCAGCAGCGAAAUGUACCGAACGGUGGCGAGUCGAUUAUUGCACACCGCAAAACACUUCAAUGGAAACACUGGACUCCGAUUCCGGCUUCCUCAAACAUUCAUAACCUCUUCUCGCUUUUCCACUACGGAUAAUACUCAACCAUUUUCUAAUCCACACUCUAUCAAUGAUCCAAUUCCCGUUGUUUCCACCACCGAAAACCCUAGUUUAUCUGAUUCCACUUCUUCAACAUCAUCAUCAUCCGAUGAAGAUUCUCGGCGCUUCGAAACCCCUAGAUCAGGAGCCAAGUACGAGGAAGAACAUACUCGAUUGCUUCAAGUUUCGCUCACUCACGUCAUAAAGAUGGGAUGGACAGAAGAAGCGUUAAUUGCAGGAGCAAAAGAUGUUGGUCUUUCACCUUCUAUUGUUGGAUCUUUAUCGAGGAAGGAAGCAGCAUUGGUUGAGUUUUUCAUGGAUGACUGCUUACAAAGACUCAUUGAUAGAAUUGACUCAGAACGAGAAAGCUUGAAAAACUUGACACCAAGUGACUGCAUCUCUAAGCUUAUCAGAUUUCGUCUAGAAAUGCAAGGUCCUUACAUAUCCACAUGGCCUCAAGCUCUCAGCAUCCAGGCACAGCCAGCAAAUGUUCCAACAAGUUUUAAGCAGAGGGCAAUGCUUGUGGAUGAGAUCUGGCAUGCUGCUGGUGAUAAUGGCUCUGAAAUUGAUUGGUAUGCCAAGCGCGCUGUCCUUGGAGGAAUAUAUUCAGCGGCAGAGAUUUAUAUGCUGACAGAUGGUUCUGCUGCAGAUUUUCGGGAUACAUGGGCAUUUUUGGAUGCUCGAGUAAAAGAUGCAUUUAAUUUGAAGAAAACCAUUCAAGAGGUACAAUAUUUAGGUGAAGCUGUGGGUGCCGGUCUGGGGAACUCCUUUCAAGAGUUUGCUGGGAAAGUUUUUCGGAGAUGAAUGAAUCGUAGCUCAAAAGUUGUUCGAGUUUCAUGCAUUUGUCUCUUUAGUUGUAUCAUGAUUCAAACAACAACGUUUCUUCAAAAUAAUAUUGUAACUUGAGGGAGAUAAUACGUCAACUAGUUGUUAUAUCUUGGAUUUACUUCAUUUAAGCUUUUAAAAGCUUGUAAAUAAGACCAAUGGAGGUGGGUCUGGCAAAGGAGCUAGUCUCUCACCUACAAUGUGGUGAUCCACACUAUUACUUUCUAGAAGAGAUGUAUACCUUUAAUAUCCAUAGUAUCUUAAACAUGAUUACCAGAAUAUGUGGUACACAUCACAAAAUAGCUUGUAAAUAAGAAUUCGUUUGGAUUAUAGAAAAAUCAUGAUUUUUUACUAA
Messenger RNA from Cicer arietinum (chickpea), 1387 nucleotides. RefSeq lists its product as uncharacterized. Gene Ontology annotation, molecular function: lipid binding. The record is from RefSeq and is a predicted model, not a curated record. Gene Ontology annotation, cellular component: mitochondrial inner membrane. NCBI's taxonomy places the organism in Eukaryota, Viridiplantae, Streptophyta, Magnoliopsida, Fabales, Fabaceae. Gene Ontology annotation, biological process: ubiquinone biosynthetic process.